Fusarium keratoplasticum is the source of this 426-nucleotide messenger RNA. Its product is annotated as EthD domain-containing protein. NCBI's taxonomy places the organism in Eukaryota, Fungi, Ascomycota, Sordariomycetes, Hypocreales, Nectriaceae. The record is from RefSeq and is a predicted model, not a curated record. The transcript has a single exon. The coding region runs from base 1 to 426 and encodes 141 amino acids. Gene Ontology annotation, molecular function: oxidoreductase activity.
AUGGCCUUUACAGUUAUUCUCUUCGCAUAUCGGAAGCCAGGGAUGACGCCUGCAGCUUUCCGUGCUCACUACGAAAACAUUCACGUGCCGCUCAUGAAAGAGCUUGGCGGCAGCCUCUUCCCCGUGAGCCAUACGCGACGAUACAUCUCUCAGCUCCAAGUUGAUUCUGAGGAUGAGGCUCAGCGGUACCUACCUGAAGUGAUGAGCGGUUCACCAUCCGACCUCAGCUACAAUGCAAUUACGGAAAUGUCCUUUGACAGCAAGGAGGCUUUCCUAAAGUUUUCCGAACUGCUAGCUAAACCUCACAUCGCGCCCAAGGUUGCGGAAGAUUGUGCUGCGUUUCUGGAUGUUUCGCGAGUGCCAUUGGUCGUGGUUGUCGGGGAGAGGUGCGAGACUCGCUGUGACUCCUGUGUUUCUGGAGGAUAG